AUGAGACCACUACCAUCUCAGCCGCCGAUAGCCACCGUGACGGCUGAAUUCCGCAUCCACCAAUCGCCACCGCCGCCGACCAAAUCCGGCGUCCCGAAUUUCCAAUGGCGGCCGUACUCCAGUUCCGGAGAUUUCAAGGCAAACACGGUCUUAGUCGUCGUCUUCCUCUUCUGCACGCUAAUCUGCGGUCUGGCGAUCAACUUCGUGAUCAAACACCUGUGCAUGCGGCGGCGCCGGAUCCAGUCGCCGGAUGCCACCUGCGCGGCGACGGAGAAGGUGAGCGAGGUUCCGCCGUUAAUUUACUCAGAGGGGAUGAAGCUCGCGGCGGCGGAGGAGUGUGCGAUCUGCUUGUCGGAGUUCGCGGUUGGGGAGAGAAUUAGGGUUCUAGAGAAGUGCCGUCAUGGCUUCCAUAUGGAGUGCAUAGAGCGGUGGCUGAAUUCGUGCUCGUCAUGCCCGAUUUGCCGAGCAAAUUUGCGGUAA
Molecule: messenger RNA, 480 nt
Organism: Salvia miltiorrhiza (redroot sage)
Lineage: Eukaryota; Viridiplantae; Streptophyta; Magnoliopsida; Lamiales; Lamiaceae
Product: RING-H2 finger protein ATL79-like
Exons: 1
Coding region: 1-480 (159 amino acids)
Biological process (GO): protein ubiquitination
Molecular function (GO): transferase activity
Source: RefSeq, a predicted model, not a curated record